Molecule: messenger RNA, 3919 nt
Organism: Ictidomys tridecemlineatus (thirteen-lined ground squirrel)
Lineage: Eukaryota; Metazoa; Chordata; Mammalia; Rodentia; Sciuridae
Gene: Atg14
Product: autophagy related 14
Biological process (GO): cellular response to starvation; autophagosome membrane docking; mitophagy
Cellular component (GO): phosphatidylinositol 3-kinase complex, class III; extrinsic component of omegasome membrane; autophagosome
Molecular function (GO): protein-membrane adaptor activity; phosphatidylinositol 3-kinase regulator activity
Source: RefSeq, a predicted model, not a curated record
CGUGACCGGCCCUGCGCUCAGUCCAUCAUGGCGUCUCCCAGUGGGAAGGGAGCCCGGGCGCCCGAGACUCCUGGCUGCGGGCCCCAGACGCUGGUCCGGGACCUGGUGGACUCCGUGGAUGACGCUGAGGGGCUGUACGUGGCGGUCGAGCGGUGUCCGCUCUGCAACACCACCCGCCGGCGGCUGACCUGCGCCAAGUGUUUCCAGAGCGGCGAUUUCGUCUACUUCGAUGGCCGGGACCGGGAGAGGUUUAUUGACAAGAAGGAAAGGUUAAGUCAACUUAAGAGCAAGCAAGAAGAAUUUCAAAAAGAGGUAUUAAAAGCUAUGGAAGGAAAAUGGAUAACAGAUCAGUUGAGAUGGAAAAUAAUGUCUUGUAAGAUGAGGAUUGAACAGCUAAAACAAACCAUAUGUAAAGGAAAUGAAGAAAUGAAGAAAAAUUCUGAAGGCCUUCUGAAAACCAAGGAAAAGAACCAGAAGCUGUAUAGUCGAGCACAACGGCACCAAGAGAAAAAGGAGAAGAUUCAGAGGCACAAUCGCAAACUUGGUGACCUGGUAGAAAAAAAAACCAAUGACUUAAGAAGUCAUUAUGAGCGUCUGGCAAGUCUUCGGCGAUCCCAUAUAUUAGAGCUCACCUCUGUCAUUUUUCCAAUUGAUGAAGUAAAGACUGGUGUGAGAGAUCCUGCAGAUGUGUCUUCCGAGAGCGACAGUGCCAUGACCUCCAGCACUGUCAGCAAGCUUGCCGAAGCCCGGAGGACAACUUACCUUUCUGGAAGAUGGGUCUGUGAUGAUCACAAUGGCGACACCAGCAUUAGCAUUACAGGGCCGUGGAUUAGCCUUCCUAAUAAUGGGGACUACUCUGCCUACUAUAAUUGGGUGGAAGAGAAGAAAACAACACAGGGGCCCGACAUGGAGCAUAAUAACCCUGCACACACCAUUAGUGCUGCCUUGUGUUACGCCACACAGCUGGUCAACAUUUUGUCUCAUAUACUUGAUGUCAAUCUUCCUAAGAAGCUGUGCAACAGUGAGUUUUGUGGAGAAAAUCUCAGCAAACAGAAAUUUACUCGAGCUGUGAAGAAACUCAAUACAAAUAUCCUUUACCUUUGUUUUUCUCAGCAUGUAAAUUUAGAUCAGUUACAACCACUGCAUACCCUCAGGAAUUUAAUGUACCUGGUCAGUUCAAACUCGGAACACCUGGGCAGGUCGGGACCUUUUGAAGUGCGAGCAGACCUUGAGGAGUCCAUGGAAUUUGUGGAUCCUGGAGUCGCUGGAGAAUCAGAUGAGAGUGGAGAUGAGCACAUAAGUGACGAGGAAACUGAUCUGGGCACAGACUGGGAGAACUUGCCAAGCCCCCGGUUCUGUGAUAUCCCUUCCCAGCCUGUGGAAGUCUCCCAGAGCCAGAGCACCCAGGUGUCCCCACCCAUUGCAAGCAGCAGUGCUGGCGGGAUGAUCUCCUCUGCUGCGGCCUCGGUGACUUCCUGGUUCAAAGCUUAUACCGGACACCGUUAAUAAGUAUGGGCUGAAACAUGCCAGAUUUGUACUACAAAAGCUCUCCCACUGCACUCUAGGGAAUCCUGUUUAGUUAAGAUAGUGCCUGGAACAAAAGGAAGUUAAACCAUUGUUUUAAGCAGGGAGAAUAGCAUUUCUGCUUGUGAGGUAGCUGUGAUGGUGACUGACAUGCUUAUGAUGUAGAAGAGGGCACAAAGGUUCUUCUGUGCAGACCUGUGCACGUGGUUGGUGGUGUUUGUUGAAGUCGUUUUUCUGGGUACCAUCUGGUCCCAGGCCCCGCAGGCCUGGUCAGUGAGCUGGUCCUAGUGAUGCUAAGACUUUUCCUGACACUACUUUCUAAAGGUAGGUCGAACCAUAAGGAAUUGGUUCCUCAUGAGGACUUGAAAGAAAAACUGAAUUUUUCUGCCAUCAGUUUUUGUACGGAGAAUCUGUAGGCAAUUUGAAAUAUUUUCUUUGUAACUUGGUCAUCUUUGACUUUUAGAUCAAGGAUUUUGGUUCUUGUUUGGGAGGGGGUGGUUUUUUGAGGGAAAGGAGUAGUUUAUUUAAUUUGUGCUGCUCCAUUGUAGCUUUUCACAUUCCUGCUUUCCUUUCCCUCCACACCAAAGAAACUAAGGUCUUUUUGUUCUGUAGGACCCACAUCCAUGAACAGAAGAAAUCCUGGCUGCAAUAAUGUCUUAGAACAAGUUUAAACUAUUUUCUUGUAGUCUUGAGUGGAAUUAAGCUCAUUCUUACCUAGGUUAUUGAAUUCCUGCCAUCCAUGCUAUGUUCUUUCUUACAUGGAACUUAUUUUCUGUGAACGAAAAUAAGUCAUUAAGGCCAUUCAUUCCUGUGUGUGAGCUUACUGCCUAUCUAGGCACAGGUUAAAAGCCACUUAGUUAAGAGGUCUUUUGUUAUUCUCGCAGUUUGUUUCGGAGGGAUUUAGUAGAUGGCACCACAGUGUUUCCAGGGAAAACCAUCCUGCUUGUUUCCAAGGUGUGUGUGGCUCCGAAAGUGCUGCCUUUGCCCAGAAUGCAGAGCACAUCCUUGUAGCUGGUGCUGCUCUUCUCUACCCUGGGGAAAGCUCAAUAAAGAACUUGCCCUCACCAAGAGAUCAUUUCCAGCUAAUGUGUUUUGUCAUUCUCCUAGUGACAAUCUUACAGAAAACUAUAAUGAAAGAGGCAUUAUGUACAAAUAUGUAAGUAGUUUAUUUUUAAUUACUGCAAAAAAAUCUUAUGUAAUUACAAAAGAAUCCUAUCAAAUUUCUACUAGACAUUAUUACCAUACCAUAUCUUAGUGUGAUUAGCAUGAUAGUACCUCACAUAAAUCAUUGGGGGGUUCUCCAUGCCCUAGCUUAUUAUAAUUAUUAUAGUUGAUACUCCAAAUCCGAGGUGCUACUCCUAGCCUUGGCUAUUGGUAUAUUUGGUGUUUGGUGGAGUUUUGGGUAGAAUUGCAGAAGGGAGUUUACUCCUGUUUAGGAGUCCCAAGUUCCCUGGCUCUAAGAAUUUUCCACUUGUGAGGAAACAGUUUUUUUCAUCUUGUGGGUUCUUAUACAGCUGGUCUCUCUGUUUUAAGUACUCAGUUUUGUGAUUCCUGGGCUUGUAUUUUACCAUCCAGUUCUGGUAUUCAUAGAGUGGAUAUGGUAGAAUGAACAAAUACCAAAUGAAUUUACAAACCAUGAAUGAGAUGAAGCUAAAGAAUAGAAUUCAGAGAUUACAAACUCAUGUCUAGAGUAAUUGAACAAAACAAGGAUGUGAGAAAUCUAGGGAUUGAUUGAUAAGAUAUAUUUUGUUAGUAUCAACUAGAGGCACUUUAUGUUGGGUUAAAUGAUCAAACCCUUUAAAGGUUUUGAACACCAACAAACUGGCUUACACUGCUGAAAUAUUUGGGGUUACAUUAUUUUGCACUGGAUCCAUCCUGUAAAUAUUCUUAAAUAUACAUUUCAACCACUUUUUUCUACUCUUUUUGCUGUUCAUUAAAGUCUUUCAUGUAGGUGCCAGAAUCAUAUAUAUAAACAACUUUAUAAAAAAGCUGGUAUUUUUUUUAAACAAAAAGCCAUAGAAUUUGGUUAUGUUUCCAUUUUAAAAUGAUUUAUUGAAACAAGGUAAUACUACUAAAAACCCACAGGCACCAAAUAGGCUGCUUUAAAUGGUCUUGCAAAAGACAUUUUUAGGUAAUGGAAUAAAACUUAAAAGUUUUGCACUUCUGUAAAUUAAGGGGGAAACAGUAUGUCACCACUGGGUAUGGUAGUUAAGUACUUGUGUGUAAUUUGGGAAAACAUUCGGUGGCAUGUUGUUCAAAGAACUAGUAUCUAAGAAUCUUCUCUCAGUGUCAUGUUGCAGGAAUUUCCCGUUGCUCUACGACUUCCAAACAGUUUGAGUCAUACAAAUGUUUUCUAAACUUUUAUUGUAUUACUGCAAUAAAUCUUUUAACAUUA